Coccomyxa subellipsoidea C-169 is the source of this 5160-nucleotide messenger RNA. RefSeq lists its product as hypothetical. The coding region runs from base 1 to 5160 and encodes 1719 amino acids. The record is from RefSeq and is a predicted model, not a curated record. Lineage: Eukaryota; Viridiplantae; Chlorophyta; Trebouxiophyceae; Coccomyxaceae. The transcript has 25 exons.
AUGCCGCUGCCGCCGUCCCUGGCCAAUGCCACACCCGAGGAGUUGCAGCGCCUGAUUGUGGACUCCCUCAGAAAGCUCAAGUCCCGCGACAAGCGCAUCACGGAGCUCACAGCAGCCAAUGAGAAGUCGGCCGCUGAGCUGGCUGCGCUGCAAGGGCAGUCUAGCAGCCCGGACGGAGCAUCCACUGGUGCGGGAGAGAAUGCAGGAGCUGUUCAGCUGCAGAAAACAUUGGAGGAGCUGGCAGCGCUGAAGGCUAGUGCUCAGGCUGACUUGGCCGGCCAGCAAGCUGCGCAUGAAGCCACCAAGAGCCAGCUCGAGGCAUCCCAAUUGGAAAACAAGACCUUCUUGGAGCAGUUGGGAGCGCUGAAACAGGCGAUGCGCCAGCUGGCGGAUGACAAGGACGCCUCAGUGGAGUCAGCGCUGAAGCCCCUGCAGGAGAAGCUGGCAGCGCAGCAGCAGAAGCUGGACGCCACAGACGCCGCCUUGAAGGCUGCACAGGCGGAGACAGCAGCGGCCGAGGAGAGACUGCAGGCAGCAGCCUCCAAGGCUGAAGCAGAAGCUGCCUCGCUGGGAGCAGCGCUCUCUGCAGCAAAGGAUGACGUGGCAGCUCUGCAGGAGACAGUCAAGCUGCAGGCCGCUGAGUUGUCGCGCCAGGAGGGCGACACAUCAGCGGCCCAGGAACGCGCCGCAGAGCUGGAAGCUUCCCUGGAAGCUGCCAAGGCUGGUUCCGAGAAGCAGCUCGCUGAGCUGGACCAAGCAAGGGUCCAGGUCAGUGAGGCGGGCGCCCGAGUGAAGUCGCUGGAGACUGAGUUGGAAGAGGCGGGAAGCAAGUUGGUAGCCGAGCAGGAAGCCAAGCAGAAGCUUGCUGCUGUGCUGGAGGCAGCCGAAGCGAAGCUGGCUGCCACUGCAAAAGAGCGCGAGACAGCUGCAAAGGAGUCUGCAGCUACUGAGGAGCGGGACGCAGCAAGCGCAACCAGAAUUGCUGAGCUGGAGUCCGAGCUCAGGGCGGCUGCAGCAAAGCUGGACGCAGCUGCCGAAGAGCGCAAGGCGCUUGCAAAGCAGUCUGCAGCUAUUGAGGAGCAAAAAGCAGCCAGGAUUGCUGAGCUGGAGGCUGAGCUGGCGGAAGCGCACACAGCGCAGCAGAGCACAGAGGAGAAGCUGCACGAGGUGGAAGCGCAGCUGGCGGCUGCGGCAAGCACCCACAAGGCCGAGGCAGCGCAGGUGCAAGAGCAGCUAACGGCAGCCAGAGCGCAGCUGAGCGAGCAGGCGGCGGCUGCCACAGCAGCUGCCGCAAACCUGGAGCUGCUGCGAGAGCGUUGCGCGCGGCUGGAAGCAGACCUGGCCGAUGCGCACGCCGCGGCCGAGGCAGCCGAAGGGCCGGCCGAGAACGGCGACGCGCCGGCGCCAGAGGGUGCCGACGGCUUUGUGGAGGCUCCCGGGACGCCGAGCGCGACCGCCUCCUUCCGCGGGUUGGACGGCCUCGCCGCGUCCGCCUCCCCGGCCAAGUCGGCCGCUGUUUUGGAGGCGCGAAUUUCAGAGCUCGAGGCGCACCUAGGCGUGCUCCAAUCAAAACAGAAGCAGCCGGCGUCCAACGGCGACGUUCCCUCCCCAACGGACGCCCUAUUAGUCAGCGCCAAGCCUGAUCUGGCGCAGAUCUCUCAUUUCGUUUCCGCGCAGCACUCUGAGCAGCUGGCCGAUGCACAAGCUGAAGUGGCUCGCCUCAGCGCGGAGCUCACAGCUGCAAAUUCUGAGUUGGCUUUUGUCAAGGCGGACAGUCAAAAGGUUGUGGUCGAACUUGCUGCGACAAAGGCGCAGGCGCUGCAAAGCGCAGCUCUUGAAGCAGAGAAGAAGGAGCUUGAGAGGAGGUUGGCUAAGAUUAGCGCUGACAACGCUCGCAGCGGCGAUGACAUGAGCGCGCUUGAGGGCGAGCUGACGAGAGUCGAACAGGAGCUGGCAGCUGCUCAGCAGGCGCUUGCAGCUGCUGAGGAAAGCAGCAAAGCCAAGAUCGGAGAGCUGCAGCAGCAAGUCAGCAAUUUGGAGGCUUCCCUUGCAGCCGCCACGGCCGACAUAGCAAAACAGGAUGAAGCCGGUAACGCCGAGAUCCGCACAUUGCAAGAGACUGUAGCACGGCUGGAGGCAGCCGCCGCUGAGCGCGCUGAUGUCAGCUGCGCUGAAGUGAGCGCGUUUAGUCAGCAGGUAGAGUCACUGCAAUCAGAGCUGCAGUCGCUGCGGGAAAGCGCUGACGAGUACGCGGGUGCCAGCGAGGCGGAGAUCCGCGGGCUGCGCGAGAAGCUGGCGGAAGCUGAGGCGGCUGCCGAUGUUGCCGGCUCCGGCGCCGGGGAGGAUGCAGUGAAGGCUCUGCAGGAAGAGCUAACGGCCGCAGAAACUGCCAAGGCUGCCCUGCAGGAUCGGUGCGGGAAGCUGGAGCAGCUGUUCAUGGGAGUCAGCUCUGCGGGUCAGGCGCUGGAGGAUCACUGCACAGGGCUGGACGGCGAAGCUGCGCGGCUGCAAGACUGCUUUGACGAGGAGCACGCGCUCAGACUGAGUCUGCAGGAGCAGCUUGCUGCAGCAGAGGCAAGAAUGAGCGAGCUCCAGACAGAAACGGAUGCGUCAGGGGCUUCUGAAGCUCCCAAUGGGAACAGGCCAGCCGAGCAGACAGCAGAGUCCAGUCAGGCGGCUGCUGAGCUGGAGGAGCUGCGAGCUAAGCUGCCUGAGGUUGAGGUUCUGGCUGCAAGAAUUCCAGAGCUGGAGGCAACCAUCGCAGAGCUGCAGGCAGUAAAGGAGGAGCUGGAGGCUCAGCUGAAGGCCCAGUCUGCGUCGGCCCAGUCUUCGUCAGCCCACCAGGCAGCGGAGGCAGCUGCUCUGCUGGAGGCGGUGAAUGCUGAGAAGGCCGCCCUCCAGGCGCAGUUGGCGGUCGCAGAGCAGCGCGGUGCAGCGGCAGCGGCAGCGGCGGAAGCCGCCCAGAAGCUGUCGGCUGAGCGGGAGCUGUUACUCGUGGCCGUCGCGCCUUCCAAUGGUGACAUCGGUGAUGAUGCGGUGAUAGAGGAGAGCGCGGCCCGGGCGGCGGGAGCGCCGUCGCAGCCGGGGACGCCGGGCAAGGCGGCCAAGUCGCCGCGGGCAGGGGCCGACGCUGCCACGCUGGCGGCUGAGCUGGCGGACGUCAAGAAGCGCUUCCUGGCCGUCGCCAAGAAGAAGCAGGCCGAGUACGCCAAGAAGGUGAAAGAGCUAGAGGAAGCGCUCCACGCAGCACAGGGGGAGGGCGCGGCGCACGCAGCAAAGGCGGCGGAGAGCGAGGCAGCGCUGAGGGCGUGCAUGGGCCGAGUGGCCGACCUCGAAGCGCGCGUCGGCACCGCGCCGGAGGCCGUCUCGCCCAAAGUGAACAUUGAGGCGUUGCAGGCGAGCCAUGCCAAGGAGGUAGCAGAGCUGUCAGCCCAGGUAGAGGCGGAGAGGACAGAGCGGGAGGCUGCGCUGCAGCGGCUGAGGAAGGAGCAGGAAGCCGAGCGCGAACGAGUCAAGCGCGCCCUGGCAGAGCUCAAAAAGAAGCUCGACAGGUCGACAAAGGAGACGAAGAAGGCUGAGACCGCGUUGGCGGAGUUGCGCGGCCGCGCCGAGGCCGAGAAGGAAGGGCUGCGAUCGUCGGCGGCGGCUGCGGAGGACCGGGCCGCGGCAGUGCGUGAACAGGUCGGCCGGCUGGAGCAGGAGCUGCAGUCCUACAAGGCGCGAGCGCAUGCGCUGCUGAAGUCAAAGGAGACGGAGCUGCGCAGCGCGCGCGAGGAGGUGGCUGCAGAGAACGCCGCCGAACUGGCGCGUGCCCACGACGAGGCCGCAGCCGCCGCCAGGGAGCUUCAAAAGGUGAGGGAGGAGGCGCGGGAGGCGGUGGCGGCGGCGAGGGAGGAAGGCAACGCCUCUGCGCAGGCGGCCGAGGAGGCGGCCACGCGCGCGCAGGAAGAAGCUGACCGUGCCAAUUCUGCUGCCAGUGCAUCGGCGUCAUCCGCCGAACAGUGGAAGCAGCGGUAUGAGGCAUUGGAGGCGCGGCUGGAUUCGCUGCGGGCCGAGAGGCGGCCGGCGGCGGGCGCCCCACCAGAGAUGCUGGCGCGGCACGCUGCCGAGGUCGAGGGCCUUGUGCUGCAGAUUGCCACACUGCAGGAGGAGUUUGACAACUACAGGAACACAGCGGAGGCAGUGGCUGAAGCGAAGGACGCUGAGCUGGCCAAGGCCUUGGAAGGCAACGCCUCCUUACGCGAGCAGCUCGCCGACGCACGCGCCGCCGCUGCCCAGGCGCGCAGCGAUGGAGAGGAGGGCGGCGCUGAGGCGGAGGCGGCCGGCUCGGGGUCACUUGGGGAUAUGCAGCAGCAGCAGUGGCCGCCCGUCGCAGCCGCCAUGACCAGCAGCUUCUCUGCCAACCUUGGCAUGAUGACUCGCCGAUCCGCCAACCUGCAUGGCACAUCCAACGACCCGGAGGCGGCGCGGCUGGGGCAGCGGUUCAGCGAGGACAGCAGCCGGCUGCCGGGCGCGCGGCUGUCGAUGGAGGACGGCGCCAGCAGCUUCGCGGCGCUGUUCGGGCCGGGGCCGGGAGGGAACGCCACGUUGGGCGCUCUCGGGCGGCGCGACAGCCAGAGCAGCUUUGUCAGCAGUCGCCUCGACGAUCUGGGCCUCAACCUCGACCUGCCAGGACUGCAGGAAUCGACGCUGCUGCGGCUUGCGGAGAGGCAGGCCGGGCGCGAGGAGGAGCUGGCGGCCGCGCGCGCAAAAGUGGGUGAGCUGGAGGCCGAACUGGGCGACGCGCAGCGAGAAAUUGAACUGCGCCAGGAGCAGGAGACCGCGCUCAAGGAGGCGCUGCGUGAGAUAGAGCGGCAGCGUGCGCGCGAGAAGCUCAAGGACGACAGCGGCACCGACGUCCACUAUCUCAAAAAUGUCAUCCUCAAAAUGUUCGAGACCGGCGAGGCCCGGUCACUGCUGCCGGUGGUGGGCAUGAUGCUGCGGUUCAGCCCGGCAGAGAUGAAGCGCUGCCAGGAGGCUCUGGCGCGCGACCGGCCCGAGCCGCCGGCCGACGCGGCCGCCAUGGCAUCGGCCGACGGCAGCGCCUCCGAGUUCGGCAUGAUCUCAUCGUGGACCAACUGGGCCUGGGGCGGAGGCGCCAGCGAGGAGCAGAAGCUUUGA